UCCAAAAAUCAUGUUUGUUAGAAAAAUUGUUGAUAUCUAUUUUGGGUUUUCUUUAAGUUUGAUGAACAUUAAUAAGGACUUAUCUUUGGUAUAUGAUGAUCAACAUUCUGUCAUCAUGAUGGUCAGUUAUUUAAAAGUUAUUAAAAAUUUUUAAAAAAAAUUAAAAAUUUUAAAAUUUUAAAAUUAUUAAAAAUUUAAAAAAUUAGAAGUUUUAAAAAGUAUUUUAUUGAGGGGUUUGAUAUUAAAAUUGUCAGGUAGGGUUCAAUAUUUCGUACUCAUUCUAUAGAGUAAACGCUUUAAAAAUUGUUGUAUUAUAAUAUUGUCAUAUUUAGGUACGAUUCUAAACAUUACCCAUCAUCCUUGCGUAUAGAGGAGACUAGGUGCGGUUGACAAGUAGUGCAGUUGACACAAAUGGAAUUUCUCUAAAACAGUUAAUUACAGAGAUAUGAGUUCAAAGGGCAAAAUAUUUAGUUUUCAUGCACGAAUCCUUAAUAUCCAGAUGCUGUUGGUGUUAGCUUCUAACUUUAGUAAAUUGUUUUUAUACAUGAAGGUAACAAAUCUUUAAAAUAUUAUAGCUCAUUUAAAAAAAACUUUGAAGAAAGUAGGGAGGUUUUAUUAUGUGAUACUGUUACUUUCAAAUAUACAUAACUAUUAUAUUGAUUGAUUUUAUUUUGCAGAUACUUUUGACUAACAAAGAAAAUUUCCUCCUAUAAAACACAAAUUUAUUUCAAACUUGUCAAAAUGAUAGAAAGUAAAAAUUUAUCAAACACUAUUUUUUAUAUUUUGAAAAUAGGCCACUCUUUGAGAAAUAUUCGAUUUUGCAAAAUUAAAAAUUUUAAAAUAGCGGAUCUAAAGUAGCGGACAUUAUCACGAAAUAUUUGUUCUAUUUUUCAUUUAUUCUUGUUAUUUCAAAAAAAAAAUUGUAUUAUUAAUGUCGAGGAAGUACUUUGUUAUGAAAUAUAAUGGAGAAGUUGAAAGUAAACCACAAACCACCCAUAAUCAUAGUUUUAUAAUAGACAUUUUUCACGACUAAAGUAGUCUACCACCUUUGGAGGUGAUAAAAUAUUAAUUCGCUGAAAAAAUUUAAAUCAAAGCAUAAAGGUGCCAAUGGCGUGGCUGGUUUAUGUCGUACAUCCAUAAAGAGAGAGGCAAAGAGAUUAGGCAUUUUUUUUUUCUUUGCCUUGGUUUUUGUCACUUUCUGAAAAGUGUAAUUUGUUCAAAUUGUUUCGCACCACUAAACAGAGAAUAUAAAAGAAAGCGAAACCUAAGCACAGUACAGUUAGGAUUAAACUUUUGUAUCUGUCAACUCGUCUAAAUGAAUACCAUGCUAAUCCUAAAGAUAAUGUUGCUCUCGAUAGCAUCUCUAGUAUCUUCAUAUACCUACAAUAAAACAACAAAAAUACCAAUCACCUACACAGUUUCAAAAGUCAUUGAUCUAACGAAACCAAUAACCAAUGAAUCACAAACAUCAAAAUUAAAUCGAAGAACAUCGAAACAAUCCAUUAAUACUCCGACUGAUAUCAGUAAAAGACAAGACAGUCCAUCCUUUGGCGGUUCUCUUUCAACUUUUGACGAACCAUCUGGAGGCAUUUAUGCAGAUUCAUUUUCAGGAUUUAGAGACAGUAGACCUAUAAAUAAAGAUGAGUUUGAUAUUGAUGACAUUGAUAUCAAAUCAACUUCUUUUGGUAUUGAAGAUUCGGGAAUAAAAAAUAAUCCUAGUUUUGGUAUCGUUAGUCCUAAGAUUAAGGAAAGUUCUUCUUUUGAUGUAGAUACACCAACCUUUAGUCUUGACAGUGAAAACUUUAAUGAUGAUACAGCUUUCAAUAUCGGGAGCACAUCCUUCGAAGAAGAGGAAGAGACACAAAAUAAAGAGGAGGAGGAGGAAGAUACUCAAUAUAACAUUGAUCCUUCUAAUUUUGAAAGCGAUGAGCCAACAACAAAAAAGCCAAGUUCUUUCGAACCCGAUUUUAGUAAUGCAAAAAGAAGUCCUCCAUAUAGUUCAGGCAGAAAUAAGGAAUAUAGAGAUUUUUCCAAUGUUUAUGGACCCCAGGCAUCGAAUUCAAGGGCUAAAUCUUAUGACUCUCCUUCUAAGGAGAAUUAUAAAUAUCCCAAAAAUCAGGAUAAUAGUAAUUCCAAAGAUUUAUCCUCAAAUGGACCUAUUUACAGUGACUCAAAUGUAGAAUACGUUGGUAGUUCAGCAACACCAAUCAAUUACGUUACAACACCUCAUGACAGAUUCGAUUCUCCUUUCGUUGAUGGCGGAUCACAGUUUACAUCCUCUGAUCAAACUUUCAAAGGAUUCGGUCAAAGCUCCUUUCAAAAUAGCCUAUUCGAUCAAGGACCUUUCGCUCAAAAUUCCUUUCAAAAUCUAAAUAGCAAUUCUUUUAGAACAUUAAAUCCCCCAACUCAGAAUGCAGUUGAAAAUACUCAGCACGUGGGUUUACAAAAUUCGCAACAAAUAUUCUCACCGACUCAUCAGACUGAAAUCAAUUUACCGCCAUCGUCUCAAUCCUACGAGAGUUUAUCUACUUCCUUGCCAACACACAAUACACAAUUUUCAGGAUUCAUUGAAGGACAGGAGUCACAACCGGUUUUAUUUAAUACUGACAAUGGCUUUAAUUUUCAAGCUCCGAAUUUUGGAAUUCCUUUUGAUUUCGGAACGGAGAGUAGAAAUCAACCGUUUUUAACUCUUCAGGAUCUUCAGCAACAACGUCAGAUUCUGCCGGUUCAAACAUCAAGUAGUACUCCUCAAUUUCCGCAAUAUAAAGGAGCGAGUAUUCCGGCACAUUCGCGAAGUGACUUUGUACAUCCUUCUGGGGCAUAUCAGUUUCUCACGAACCAACCGCAGUUACAUUUUAAUCCGAAUAAUGGACCUGUCGAUAGGAUGCAUGUUCAAACUGGACACAAUCCUUUUGAAAGGAUUCGAACUGACGUUGAGGUUAUUGAUAAAAAGAAACCUGCUCCACCACAGCAUGAUGGAAAGGAUGAUGAAGAAUCACAAGAAAGCGUGGAGGAAAAUGAUGAUUUAGAUGACGGCUACAACUCUGCUGGACAAGAAUAUGGUAGUUCAGAGGAAAAUGAAAAUUCAAAAGCACAGAUCAACAGUGAUGAAGAUUCUAGAGAAAGUUUUUCUUUAGACGAGCCUGAAUUUAAACAUAUGCCACCAAUGGGCAAAUUUGUUUUUCAACCAUUUGAUGAUAAAAUCAGUAUGUUUGACAAAUUCGUAAACCAUAAUAGGCCUGAAAAUCGUUAUUCGGUAGAAUCGAAUUCAUCAGAAGACGAUGAUUAUACUUCGAAGCAAUACGCUUCUAUAAAUUCACCAAGUUCUGAAUACGAUGAAAGUGACGAUGAAGAGGAAUCGAAGAAAUUUGAAAAACAAAUAGACGAUGAUGUUAGUUUUUCUUCUGAUAAAGGUCUGCCAAAUAUAAAAAAUUAUGAUUCGCAGUUUCAACAGAAAUUUAAUCUUCCCUACCUGAAUGAAGGCCUAAAAACCAAAUUUGCACAAGACCGAUCAAGCGUUCCAGAUAUUUUAAAAUACAAUAAAAGGAAAAAUUCACCAAAAAGUGACAAAAAUAUAAAAGGUGCUGUAAAAGGUGGAUCAAAAAUCCCUAUUUCCAGAAACAAUGAGGAAGAAGAAUCGAAAUUAAACUUUCAAAUUUAUGACAAGUCUUUUGGACACAAAAUUCCAAAAAACUCUGAUUCUUUAUCUAGGUUCAAAAAAGACAAUUCCCAUCAACAGAUUCCUUUAAAAAAGGAAACUAAGCCAUUAGCGAUAACAGAGAAAUCUUUUCGUCCAUCUCAAACAUUAAAUAAUGUAGCAUUUGUCACCGAAGAUGAUUACAAUUUUUUCUCCCCACAAAGAAUAAAAUUAGAAUUAAAUAAACAAUUUUCUUGAUAAACCUAAAUAAUCUUAAGAAAUUCAAAAAAUUUAUUCAAAUAUUUAUCUAUUAUUAAUAAUUAAUUUGAUAAAUUUCUCAAAAGUAAAAUAUUUAGGAUUAUUAUAAGAAAGUUUCAAAAUAAGUUAAAAGCGAAUUUCGUAGUGAUUAUUUUAAUGGAUUUAAUAUAAUGUAAAGUGACUGAAAAUUAAGGAAUUAUAAGUAUAAUAUAUGUAGCAGUAAAAAUGUUAAAUGAACUAUUGCAAAAUUAAAAUAUCUGUAUUUAUGAGAAAAAAUUGGAACAAGUUUUUGAUAUCUAAUUAUUACACUUAUAGAAUUUUAGAAAAAGAACAAAUAUAAUAAUAACAAUUCAAUAAAAAUACUUUUUCAGAAAAAUCUUCUUUUUCUCUGCGUUAUUUAGUGAGUGUGGCAGAAUCCAGGGAUAUCCAAGGAGACAAAAAUUCAAGAUUUCAACGCUUAGAACAGUGGCUUUCAUGUAAUUUUUUUUCAAGGCGCAUGAUUAUUCCCCAAAUGUCAUUUGACCGAACUGUCAUUUUACCGAAUUGCAUUUAU
Molecule: messenger RNA, 4448 nt
Organism: Leptopilina heterotoma
Lineage: Eukaryota; Metazoa; Arthropoda; Insecta; Hymenoptera; Figitidae
Exons: 4
Coding region: 1316-3895 (859 amino acids)
Source: RefSeq, a predicted model, not a curated record